Molecule: messenger RNA, 1272 nt
Organism: Lachancea fermentati
Lineage: Eukaryota; Fungi; Ascomycota; Saccharomycetes; Saccharomycetales; Saccharomycetaceae
Source: the annotation of a GenBank genome assembly
AUGGUAGUUGAUACCGCUUAUUAUGAUCUCUUAGGUGUUUCUCCCGACUCCAAACCAAUAGAGAUAAAGAAAGCCUAUAGGAAAAAAUCCAUUCAAGAACACCCAGAUAAAAAUCCAAAUGAUCCAACAGCAACUGAACGCUUUCAGGCAAUUUCCCAAGCCUACCAAGUCCUAAGCAAUCCUGAUCUACGUGCAAAGUACGAUAAGUAUGGUAAGGAAGAGGCAGUUCCUCAAGAUGGCUUUGAAGAUGCAGCAGAGCAAUUUUCAAUGAUAUUUGGAGGUGAUGCUUUCUCCUCUUACAUCGGUGAGCUAACCCUCUUGAAGAAUUUGCAGAAAACGGAAGAGCUAAAUGCUGAAGAGGGGAGUGAUAAGCCUGAGGAAAAAGAGAGUAGUAAAUCUGAGGAUGGUGAUGUUAAAAACGAAAAUGUGCAACCAUCCAGUGUAUCUUUCGAAAAUGAGAAAAUAAAAGUCCUCGGUUCAUCUGAAGAUCAACAAUCCACCAAGGCGGACGGCGAAACCAAUAAAACGAAGGAAAAGAAAAAGUCAAAACUUGAAGCUUUUGAGGAAGAGCAAAGGAAGGAGAAGGAAAAAACAAUAGACGAAUUAAGCAAGAUCUUGGCUGAUCGUUUGUCUAUUUUAACUGAAAGUGCAUAUGACAGUGCUUGUAAGGAAUCUUUUUGCAAAAAAUUCGAAGAAGAAGCAAAUAUGCUAAAAAUGGAGUCUUUUGGUCUUGAUAUUCUACACACGAUUGGUGAAGUUUACUGUGAAAAAGGACAGAUCUUUUUAAAAUCGCAGCAGAUUUGGGGGUUUGGUGGGGUUUUCCAUUCUCUCAAAGCGAAGGGAGGAGUUGUGAUGGAUACAUUGAAAACGGUUUCGGCUGCACUAGAUGCGCAAAACACAAUGCAGGAGCUUGAGAAAUUGAAGGCUGUUGCCGAAUCAGAAGAUGUCAUAACAGAUGAGAAGGGUAAUGAGCUAGCCAAACCAACAGUGGAAGAACUUGCGCAGCUUGAACAACUUCUAAUGGGCAAAGUUUUAUCUGCUGCCUGGCAUGGAUCGAAAUUUGAAAUUAUGUCAACUUUGAGGAGUGUUUGCGAUAAGGUGUUGGAGGAUAAAGAAGUUGACAAGAUUACGAGGAUAAGAAGGGCAGAGGCGCUUAUAAUUUUGGGAAGGGUGUUCAAGAAGGCAUUCAGAACCAAAGUGGAGCAAGAAGAAGCUCAAGUUUUUGAAGAGCUUGUCGCUGAAGCCACAAAGAAGAAGAAUAAGCAUAAGUAA